Messenger RNA from Betta splendens (Siamese fighting fish), 1092 nucleotides. RefSeq names its product mitochondrial translation release factor in rescue (gene mtrfr). The coding region runs from base 224 to 733 and encodes 169 amino acids. The transcript has 2 exons. Gene Ontology annotation, molecular function: translation release factor activity. The record is from RefSeq and is a predicted model, not a curated record. Gene Ontology annotation, biological process: translational termination. Lineage: Eukaryota; Metazoa; Chordata; Actinopteri; Anabantiformes; Osphronemidae. Gene Ontology annotation, cellular component: mitochondrion.
UGGAUGAAUGUUAAAAAGCGUAGAAGAAGAAAAGGAAACUGCAUAAACAAGAUCCGGCUAGCGCGAUUGAGUCAAAGAACAAACUAUAUUUAAAUAAUCUGCGCAUAUAAAUAGAUCGUUGGCGAGAAAGUUGAUGUUGCUCUUUCACGACAUUAGGAAAAUCGUAGCCGAUUGGUUUUAAUUAACACAGAAGUUGGUUAUAUGUGGAUCCAGCUUCAGAGACAUGUCAACCUUCCUGUCGAUCAUCAGCUGUAUGACCUGUGUCUCCAGUCGGGUUCUCUGGAGAAGUUCUUCCAGUAUCUGUCCAUUGUUUAAACCAGUUCCGACUGGACUGACAGCUGUUUGGGCAGCUGGCAAGAAGGACCUGGUAGACGUUCCUGUCCUGAAGGAGGACGAGCUCGAAGAACAGUUUGUAAGAGGAUCAGGACCUGGAGGACAAGCUACCAACAAAACCAGCAAUUGUGUUGUACUCAAGCACAUCCCCACUGGUAUUGUAGUGAAGUGCCAUCAAACAAGAUCUGUGGAUAUAAAUCGAAAGCGUGCCCGGGAAAUUUUGAGAGAGAAAGUCGAUGUUGCAUAUAAAGGAGAACUUAGUGAAGUGCUUGUAAAGAAGAAAGACUCUGUGCUGAGGAAACAGGAGAAGAGGAGGAAGGCUAAUGAAAAUCUGGAGAGAAAAAAACAGUAUAAGGAAAUUCUGGCUGCAGAGUCUAACUCCGGGAAUGACACUGUUUAAAAUGUAUGAGUAAAAUGUCAAAAGAAGAAUGUGAUUACGUGCCUAAUGCAUAAAAUGCAUCUUUGUAUUUCCAUCCAUCCAUCUUCUACCGCUUACUCCCAUAGGGGUCGCAGGGGGUGCUAGAUUCUAUCCCAGCUACCGUAGGGCAAGAGGCAGUGGCACCUUUGUAUUUAAAAAGUUGAAAUAAAAAUUAAUUUUCUUUUAAUGUGCUCUAUACUACUGCAACUAUAUAUUGCUUUUUUAUUUAUAUUGAUAAAACAACUUUUAAAUUCUUUAGCCAUAUAUCUUCCCCCAUUUAAAUUGCAAGAUAUAAAUACUGUAUUAAAGCAAAUAAACAAAUAAAGGAAGUAGUAAACGGA